GUGAUUUUGGAAAUAACUUUCUAGUCGUCUCCCCAACCAUGAAAACCAGAUAAAGAAAUCAAAAGGGAAAGGAGGAAAGUUGUUGGAAAGAAGAUCACGAACUUAUCUUCCACUGCAGGAUUGGGUAAAGAAAUUCUUUCGAAGUCAAUUUCGUGCCUUCCGUUUAUGGGAAAAUCGGUUCCAUCUUCGGCAAGGCUACAAGAUUUUGCCAGGGUUAUAACAUCCGAUCGGAUCCAACAACAAUCGAAACGAGGCCCUAAACCCGUUUUCAACCGGACCCGAGUUGUGCCUCCGCCGGAACCUGCCAAAUCGAAGGGGAUUCGGAUUGUUCAAUCAGAGAAGCAACAACAGAGAGUAAAGAUAAUGGAAGAAAAUUCAUCCAUGGACCGCCGGAUUCCGCUGGCGGAGGUAGUGUUGGAGUGCUCGAGACGGUGGUUCCAGGAAACCCUUAGGGAUGCAAAAACCGGUGACACCAGCAUGCAGGUGUUGGUGGGUCAGAUGUAUUGCAGCGGUUACGGUGUGGUGAAAGAUGCACAGAAGGGACAAGCUUGGAUUAAUAAGGCUUCCAGGAGUCGAAGCUCGGUAUGGAGAGUUGGUGAUAAACGCCCAGGUUAUGAUGCUAGUGACUCAGAUACAGAUGAAGUGAAGGCUGGGGAAACACAACACUAAAUGUUCUGUGUUAAUCUUCAAAUGCAUCAUCAGCGGGUGGGUCAACACAGUGGUCAAACUCGUCAACAGGUCUUCUGUCCAACCUCAAUCUCAUCCUCUUUUUUCUAUUUCUUAGCCUUUUAACCUACAGGUUCUUUGUAUCACUACCAGAUUGCUUCCAGACUCGAGUAUUUUGGGAUUCUCUUUGUGUGAAAUUUGCAAGCUUUGUAAGUCAGUCAGGUAUUACGAUGGUCGAAAGAAGUUGCUCGUAUAUCAUUCGUUACAAUUUUAACCCCGAGGCUCUACUUUCUGAUUGGC
Messenger RNA from Cynara cardunculus var. scolymus (artichoke), 966 nucleotides. RefSeq lists its product as uncharacterized. Gene Ontology annotation, molecular function: protein binding. The record is from RefSeq and is a predicted model, not a curated record. The coding region runs from base 166 to 669 and encodes 167 amino acids. The transcript has 4 exons. Lineage: Eukaryota; Viridiplantae; Streptophyta; Magnoliopsida; Asterales; Asteraceae.